Messenger RNA from Aspergillus nidulans FGSC A4, 741 nucleotides. RefSeq names its product mitochondrial 54S ribosomal protein mL57. The record is from RefSeq and is a predicted model, not a curated record. The coding region runs from base 1 to 741 and encodes 246 amino acids. Gene Ontology annotation, biological process: RNA processing; mitochondrial translation. Gene Ontology annotation, molecular function: ribonuclease III activity; structural constituent of ribosome. The transcript is spliced from 3 exons. NCBI's taxonomy places the organism in Eukaryota, Fungi, Ascomycota, Eurotiomycetes, Eurotiales, Aspergillaceae. Gene Ontology annotation, cellular component: mitochondrial large ribosomal subunit.
AUGGCCUCACUGCUACCGAUACGAGCGUUCAGGACCGCUUCCUGCUCCGCAUGCCGCUCUCUCAUCUCCUCUGGCCCGGCUCAGCUUGCCCUUCCUCUCUCUCGCCGCAACUAUUCAACGCCCGCGGAACAGGAACCAGUCGACUACACAAACAAGCCGCGAUGGUCGUACACGCCCCCCCGCGCGAAGGCUCCUUUCUCCCUACACUUCGACUCCAAAAGGCCCGACUUUCCCGUCAACUCCGACCCUCAGGUUCUCGACCAGUUCUACAUUCGCUUCUUAGGCGAGGGCGGCGACAAGGUUCUCUCCGACGAGGUCAAAUGGCUUGCAGUGACGCACAAGAGUUUCGACCAGGGCCGAAGGGGUUUCAAUGACCGCUUGGCUUUCUUGGCGCAGAGCGCUUCGAACUCCUAUGGGCAGCCCGCCCCUGACCGUUAUGGCCGGAAGCCAUUCGAGCACCCAGCACUUAAUGGGUUAGAAAACCUAUCUAUCAACACGAAGCGAUUUCUUACGGACAAGUCGAAGCUUGCCGAGGUUGCGCGGCAAUAUGAUUUAGAAAAAGUGUUGAGAUGGUGCCCUCGAAAGCCCACAAACCUCGAAGCAUCUGGCGUCGAAGUCGUCCUUGCGCACACACUUUACGCACUAAUUGGCGCUCUUUCUCUGGAGAAGGGCAACCUAGUUGCCAACAAGGUUGCACGAGAGCGGAUAUUAGCACCUCUGGGGUUCCAGGUGACGGUAUAA